GCCAUAGCACGAUGGAUGUAUGAUGUGGGAAUAGUUUUUAAUGCUGUUAAUUAUGAUAGCUUUGGGGAAAUGAUUCAAGCAAUUGGAAAUUAUGGGAAAGAAAUGAAACCUCCAAGUUUUCAUGAGGUUAGAGUUCGGUUACUUAACAAAGAAGUGCAAAUCAUAAAUGAUCUUCUCGAGUCUCAUAAAGAAGAAUGGGAAAAUUAUGGAUGUACAUUGAUGUGUGAUGGAUGGACGGAUAGAAAAGGGAGAACCUUGAUUAAUUUCUUGGCUAAUAGUCCAAAGGGAAGUGUAUUUAUUAAAUCAGUUGAUGCAAGUGAUGAAUCAAAGACAGCGGCAUUGUUAGCUAGUUUGAUUGAGAAAGAAUUGAUGGAAAUUGGUCCUGAAAAAGUAGUUCAAGUUGUUACAGAUAAUGCAUCAAAUAAUGUUGCAGCAGGGAGAAUAUUGGAAGCAAAUUUUUCUCAUCUAUACUGGACUCCAUGUGCAGCUCAUUGUAUAGAUUUGAUGUUGGAGGAUAUCUUUAAGAUCCGUGUUUUCAAAGAAACAUUCCGCAAAGCUGUUGAGCUUACUGGUUUCACAUAUGGCUCUUCAGGAGUUCUAAAUAUGUUGCGGAAGUUUACUAAUGGAGUAGAAUUGCUAAGGCCAGGGCAAACUAGAUUUGCUACUGCUUUUAUUACACUGGGAAGGAUUCAUCUUCAAAAAGCCAACAUUAGAAAAAUGUUUACUUCGGAAAGUUAGACAACUAGUAAAUGGGCUAAAGAGGUGAA
Molecule: messenger RNA, 767 nt
Organism: Hevea brasiliensis (rubber tree)
Lineage: Eukaryota; Viridiplantae; Streptophyta; Magnoliopsida; Malpighiales; Euphorbiaceae
Exons: 2
Coding region: 16-738 (240 amino acids)
Source: RefSeq, a predicted model, not a curated record